Epinephelus lanceolatus (giant grouper) is the source of this 6402-nucleotide messenger RNA. It is a transcript of the gene slc4a8, whose product is annotated as solute carrier family 4 member 8. Gene Ontology annotation, biological process: monoatomic anion transport; bicarbonate transport; regulation of intracellular pH. The record is from RefSeq and is a predicted model, not a curated record. NCBI's taxonomy places the organism in Eukaryota, Metazoa, Chordata, Actinopteri, Perciformes, Serranidae. Gene Ontology annotation, cellular component: plasma membrane. Gene Ontology annotation, molecular function: sodium:bicarbonate symporter activity; solute:inorganic anion antiporter activity; monoatomic anion transmembrane transporter activity.
UCCCACAGCCAGGACAGGAGGGAGGGGAGCUGGAAGCGCGGCCGGGGAAAAUCAUCACAACACAGGGGGGACAAAAUUCAUUCUUUUCACCAUUUACCUCAUCUGGAGGAGAGAUGUUUACUCUCACUAUGUCUGCGGAAACACAAGCAGCUGCUGCUGUGACCAACUCGUGACUGCUUCUUCAAAACGUCCUGAGACAGCGCUGAGAGGCUGAUCGGCCCCCUGAGAAAGUCUCACCUGUGCACUCCGUGAACACUGAGCAGGGUAACCCAAAGGCCACGAGCAUGCCCGUCAACGACCCCGAGAUCAUACUGAGCUACCAGCAGCCAGAUGAGGAGGUGGUGGUUGACCAGGGAGGGACCAGCUCUGUGCUGAACAUCCACUAUGAGAAAGAGGAGCUAGAAGGUCACAGGACUCUGUUUGUGGGCGUCCGGAUGCCUAGGCAGAGCCAUCGUCACCACAAGGCCCACGGCUCUCGCCACCGCAAGAAAGACAGAAGGGCAGGAAGCGUCGCAACACAACAAAGCGAGGGAAGUGAGACAGCCACCUCCAGUCAUGACACACCGUCCCAGCGGGUCCAGUUCAUCCUGGGCUCAGAGGAGGAUGCUGAACAUGUGGCCCACGAGCUGUUCACUGAGCUGGAUGAGAUCUGUGUGAAGGAUGGCAAGGAUGCUGAGUGGAAGGAAACAGCCAGGUGGCUGAAGUUUGAGGAAGACGUGGAGGAUGGAGGGGAGAGGUGGAGCAAGCCUUAUGUGGCCACUCUCUCCCUCCACAGCCUGUUUGAGCUCCGCAGCUGCAUCAUCAAUGGCAGCGUGCUGCUUGACAUGCGUGCUGACAGCAUCGAAGAGAUUGCAGAUAUGGUGUUGGACCACCAGGAGGCGUCUAAGGAGCUGGACGACAGUGUAAGAGUAAAGGUACGUGAGGCUCUGCUGAAGAGACAUCACCACCAGAACGAGAAGAAGAAGAACCUGAUCCCCAUCGUCCGCUCCAUUGCCGAGGGAACCCGCAAACAGUCAGAGCCCCUUCUGACCGCAGGGUCAGCCACAUCUCCACAACCUCCACCAGCUGUAGAACCCGCUAAGAACGGUGCAGCACAGGACAGUUCCCAAAUGGACCUCAGCAAGGUGGACAUGCACUUCAUGAAGAAGAUCCCAGAGGGUGCAGAGGCCUCCAACGUACUGGUGGGAGAACUGGAUUUCGUGGAGAGGCCCAUUGUGGCCUUUGUCCGCCUCUCCCCUGCUGUGCUCCUCACUGGACUCACUGAGGUCCCCAUACCUACCAGGUUCCUCUUCAUUCUCCUGGGCCCAGAUGGAAAGGCUCAGCAAUACCACGAAAUUGGGCGCUCCAUGGCGACCAUCAUGACAGAUGAAAUCUUCCAUGAUGUAGCUUACAAGGCAAAGGACAGAAGUGACCUGCUGGCUGGGAUAGAUGAGUUCCUGGAUCAGGUGACAGUCCUACCGCCGGGAGAGUGGGACCCCUCCAUCCGCAUUGAGCCCCCAAAGAAUGUCCCCUCUCAGGAGAAGAGGAAGAUGCCAGGAGUCCCUAAUGGCACAGUCUGCCAGGUAGAGGAAGACUUGCAUCCUGAGUGCCAUGGGCCAGAGCUGCAGAGAACUGGAAAGUUGUUUGGUGGUCUGAUAUUGGACAUCAAGAGGAAAGCUCCAUUCUACCUGAGUGACUAUAAGGACGGUCUGAGCCUCCAGUGUGUGGCCUCCUUCCUCUUCCUGUACUGUGCCUGCAUGUCUCCUGUCAUCACCUUUGGAGGACUGCUGGGGGAGGCGACAGAGGGACGCAUCAGUGCCAUUGAGUCCUUACUGGGUGCAUCUAUGACUGGAGUAGCUUACUCUGUGUUUGCUGGUCAGCCUCUCACCAUUCUGGGCAGCACAGGGCCUGUGCUUGUUUUUGAGAAAAUCCUCUUCAAGUUCUGCAAGGACUACAACCUGUCCUAUCUGUCGCUGAGGGCUUGCAUCGGCCUGUGGACCGCUCUGCUGUGUCUGCUGUUGGUUGCCACUGAUGCUAGCUCUCUGGUGUGCUACAUCACUCGGUUCACAGAGGAGGCCUUUGCCGCCCUCAUCUGCCUCAUCUUCAUCUACGAGGCCUUGGAGAAGCUCUUCCACCUCGGAGAAGUCUACCCCUUUAACACACACAGCGAUCUGGACAAACUCACACUGGCGUACUGUAGGUGUGCAGAGCCUGAUAACCCCAGUAAUAAAACCUUAGAACUGUGGAGUGAGAGAAACAUCACAGCCUCUGCUGUAUCCUGGACCAACCUCACUGUCAAGGAGUGUGUCAGUCUGCAGGGCCAGUUUGUUGGGACGGCAUGUGGCCACCACGGCCCCUACACCCCAGAUGUUCUCUUCUGGUCUACCAUCUUGUUCUUCUCAACCUUUUUCAUGUCUGCCUUCCUCAAACAAUUCAAGACAAGUCGUUAUUUCCCCACCAAGGUGCGGUCCAUGAUUAGUGACUUUGCAGUGUUCCUCACCAUUGCCGUCAUGGUUCUGCUUGAUUAUGCCAUUGGAGUGCCCUCCCAGAAGUUAAAGGUGCCCAGCAAAUUCCAGCCUACCAGAGAUGACCGAGGUUGGAUCAUCAAUCCAAUAGGACGCAACCCAUGGUGGACAGUCCUAGCUGCAGCUAUUCCCGCUCUUCUCUGCACCAUCCUCAUCUUCAUGGACCAACAGAUAACUGCUGUCAUCAUCAACCGCAAAGAGCACAAACUGCUGAAGGGCUGUGGGUACCACCUGGACCUGCUCAUGGUCGGGGUGAUGCUGGCGGUUUGCUCCAUCAUGGGUUUACCCUGGUUUGUAGCAGCCACGGUCCUGUCCAUCUCUCAUGUCAACAGCUUGAAGCUGGAGUCAGAGAGCUCGGCUCCAGGAGAGCAGCCUCGAUUCCUGGGUAUCAGAGAGCAGAGGCUCACCGGCUUGGUCAUCUUCCUGCUCAUGGGCUGCUCUGUACUCAUGACUGGAGCCCUGCAGUUCAUUCCUAUGCCAGUGCUCUAUGGUGUGUUCCUUUACAUGGGAGUCUCUUCAUUAAAAGGCAUCCAGUUCUUCGACCGUCUGAAGUUGUUCGGCAUGCCGGCGAAACACCAGCCAGACUUCAUCUACCUGCGCCAUGUGCCCUUGAGGAAGGUGCACCUGUUCACUGUCACUCAGCUCACCUGUCUGGUGCUGCUCUGGGUCAUCAAGACCUCACCUGCCGCUAUCGUCUUCCCAAUGAUGGUGCUGGCUCUGGUUUUCGUUCGCAAACUGCUGGAUUGGUGCUUCUCCAAGCGAGAGCUAAGUUACCUGGAUGACUUAAUGCCUGAAUGGAAGAAGAAGAACCUGGAUGAUGCCUCCAAAACAAUGGAAGAGGAAUCGCAGGUUAUGCUCAGUAAAAAGAAGGAGGAUACAGCUGUUGUUCAGAUUCCCAUGGAGAGCAGCAAACCCGUUCAGACUCCCAAAGCACAUGACCCCAGGUGUGACCCCUCUGAUAUUAAUAUAUCUGAUGAAAUGUCUAAAACCACCGUGUGGAAAUCCCUCAACUCCAAUCAAAAGGACACUCGUCCUGUGGCUGCUAAAAAGGAUUGAUGGGAUCGCGUUCAUAGACGAUUAAAGGAUAUCCGCAGUCCUGACAGACUGUAGCUCUGGACCACAGGACGCUGCGAUUUGGCUGCUUUGACCGUCAGGCACCUCAGUGCUUAGAGAAACAAGUCUGGAUGAUUUCUACCAGCUACCUGCAACACAUAAUACUGUCCACAAACACACAGACAAAGAGAAGGUAGUACACUCUCACACACAUAGACAGACACACACAUGCACAUACCUUUGUGAGGACCACAAAUAUUUUUAAAACCUUAUGUCCUAAAAUUAAAAUCAGUGCUAACCUUAUCCUAACUCUGACUCCUUAACCUUCUUAACCAUUUAACCAGUAAAAUCUCUGAUCUCAACCACCAUCAUCUGCUGUCAGCUACAAGACAGGGAAGAAGUCCUUUAUGACACAUUUUGCCCUGUACACUGCCUUUGGCUUUCUAUCUUAAUUGUGAGGUUGGAGGAUGAAACUUCGAGGCAUUCUCUCCUGCAGCAGCAUCCACCAGUAAAAACUCAAUACUAGUGAAUAGCUUGGUUUUAAUUAAUUUGUAUCUGAUAAUGUAAUCUAGAGACACAUCCUGGAGCUGCUGCUCCUUCCACGGUGACAGUAAAUAAUGGAGGACACUGUGACAGCUGCUGGCAGCCCUGGUGAUUUCACUGAGAUAUGGGGACAUUGGCUGAUUCACACCUGAAAGCCAUCCAUUUAUUUUACACUCAUUCGGAUGUAACAUCUCAACAUGCCAGUCAGUCAGUAAUUCACAAUGUCAAUGGUCUGUCUACAAUGUCAGCCAAAAAGUCUGUAUGGUUUGUUUUCAGCACAUGGUGACACAGCUGUCAUUUGUCUAUAAAUAUUGACUUUACUGCCCAACAUCAUAAAAUAGCCCAUAAUAAAUUCCCUCGUAGGGCAGAUUUUUUAUUUAAUACUAGAGAUAGCCUUAAACUGAACCCUAGCACAGAUAUAAACCAGGAAUAUGCCCAUUUGCCAGUUUUGUUGAGUCAACUUUAUAGUUAUUUGGAGGAUGCAGUUUAUGGCACUGUUACAUUGUAGUGCAUUAUACUCACUGGUGUUUGUAUUAUUUUGUCCACCCCAUUUAAACUGAUAAAGACUGCAUUAGUUUAAAUGUAAUCAUUACACUCCUUAUUUUACUACUGUUUUAAAUCUGCAAUAAUUUGCAUUUUUUUGGCCACUUGGGGGCGACAGAAACAAGUUAUAACCCCAACAUGGAAAUAUUAUCACAUUUAAAGUUGAUACUGUGAGCUAAGUGGAUGCUUAUUUACACAUCCAGCAGAUACAGAGAAAAAUUAGCAUUCAUUUCAUGUUUCCAGCCUCCUGAUGAAUUUAAGUCACAUGUUUACUCUGCCUUUUGCUCACUUUUUGGUUUCUACGAUCUCCUGGGGGAAAUAACUGAGUCUUUAGUUGCUAAGUGGUCCAAUAUGUUCACCAGCUAGUUUGGUGCUGAGCAGGCAGUGUACAGUGGGUUUUUUGCUUAAGUAAUCUGCCUGUUGGAGUUAAAAGCAACACUAUGAGAGUGGUGAGGGUGCAGAGUUGGAUGAUAAGUUAUUAUCAGUUCAUUCCUAAAAGCGAUCCCUUUUGAAAACAAGUAAUCACGUGAGCCACUGUUGAUUAAAAAUAUAUAAAUUAUAUUUGCCUUAAAGGAGCUGUAUACAACAUUCUGCACAUCAUGAUUCAGGUUGUGUGCACAUGGUUCUCAACAUCGAGGUGGCUUAGCCGGCAGCUAGCAGCCAGCGGUGCUAACAGCGCAAAAGGCGCUAAUAACAACAACAGUGCUGACAGAGCUAUUGGUGUUAACCUGGGGGAGAACCGGAGGGUCUGUGUUAGCAGAAAUAACUACUGUGUGACGCAGUGCAGAGCCACAGCGAUGAACUAGCCAGUGGGAUACACUCACAUGGGCUAACAUGCACGUGCAGGCUGACCGUAACAACAAACAGAGAAGCUUGGAUUAUGACACACACACACAGAGGGAGGGUGACUUCAUUCUCUGCUCAGGACGGCAUUACUCCACUUUACCUUUACAUAGCAACAUAGUUGUUUGCUGCAAUGUUAAUGUUCUGAAUGUCACCUACAGCUCCCUUAAAGACAUUUGGUCCUCACAAAGAUAGACAAGCACACACACACACACACACACACACACACACACAUACAAACACACACUCACAUAACAACAACAACAACCUCUCUACUCCACUUUUUCACUCCAUCAGAGACAACACCCUGGUUUCACCCCUCCAGUGUACACUUGGCUGAGCUUCAUGAUAGAGAGUAAAUGCUCCUUUGAAAACAAACCAGUUUGUUUUAUUAAUCUAAGUAGGUCCAUCUGUCAUCAUUCCUUAAAUCUGCUAGACUGUCUUUUUAUUUAAUGUGCCAUGGCUGUGUACUUUUUCUAAUAGUGAUGAUAUGGUCGAUUAUUUGGUAGAUUUUAAAAAUACAUUGCAGGUUCAGUAAUACAUAGACAAAUCCUCUUUUGGGGCAUAAAACUUUGUGUCAGUUUUGUGUGAUGAUGUAAACUGAAAACUGUAAAUGUCAGAAGACCAACUUCAGCUGAAGCAGCAGCAUCAAUAACGUGUUUUUGAGAUGUAGUCUUUUUCCUUUUAUGGAUGUUCGUCUUUGAACUGAUGAUCAUAAAAGAUGGAGGUUGUUCUACAGAAUAUUUGUUGUGUUAGUACAGUGACUUAUUUCUUUACCUCAGAUGAGUUCAUGAAGGCUCCAGCAAGGGACUUUGGAUAAUGUCAGGUCAGGGGAAACCAGAGCAGAGAGAUAGUGUGUGUGAGUGUGUAUGUGUGUGUGUGUGUGUGUGUGUGUGUGUGUGUGUGUGUGUGUGUG